Molecule: messenger RNA, 2552 nt
Organism: Thalassophryne amazonica
Lineage: Eukaryota; Metazoa; Chordata; Actinopteri; Batrachoidiformes; Batrachoididae
Gene: bpnt1
Product: bisphosphate nucleotidase 1
Exons: 12
Coding region: 51-1055 (334 amino acids)
Molecular function (GO): 3'(2'),5'-bisphosphate nucleotidase activity
Source: RefSeq, a predicted model, not a curated record
AUCGUCCGAGGAUUCGAUGUGAAAAGCUGCUUUUUUGCCUCGUCGUCGUCAUGUCUGUGAGUCCUGCUGUGGUUAUGCGGCUGGUGGCUUCUGCCUACUCAGUGGCAGAAAAGGCCGGAGCCAUCGUGAGGAAGGUCCUUCACAGCGGAGAACUUGGCAUUGUGGAAAAGACGGGGGUUAAUGAUCUGCAGACACUUGCAGACAGGUUAGCACAGCAGAGCAUUUGUGCAUCACUGUCCAAGAGGUUUCCCAAAAUUACCAUCAUCGGAGAGGAGGAGCUCCCAGCUGAGGAUGUGAGGGAAGACCUCAUUGAGAGCGUCCAGGCAGAAGAAAUCCUCCAGAAGAGCUGUCCAGCAGAAUACAGCAGCCUGAAAGAGGAGGAGCUAGUUGUGUGGGUUGAUCCCCUUGAUGGCACAAAGGAGUAUACUGAAGCGCUGAAGUUUCUGCAUCCUCCUCAGAUGGGAGACAGAGAGUUGGACACGUGUCGGCUUCACUGCACAGCUCUCUGGCUCCUGGAUAAUGUCACUGUGCUCAUCGGAAUUGCACAUGGAGGAAGAGCAAUUGCAGGUGUCAUUAAUCAGCCUUUCUACAACUACCAGCUUGGAGCAGGAGCCACACUGGGGAGGACCAUGUGGGGGAUGCUGGGAUUGGGUGUGUUUGGAGUUCAGCUGCAGGAGGUUCCAGGGGAAAGAAGAAUUAUCACCACCACACGAUCCCAUAGCAACAAGCUUGUAACAGACUGCAUAGAUGCCAUGGAACCUCAUGAAGUUAUAAGAGUGGGCGGAGCAGGAAACAAGAUAAUCCAGCUCAUCGAAGGGAAGGCGUCCGCUUACGUCUUUGCUAGUCCAGGGUGCAAGAAGUGGGACACGUGUGCUACUGAAGCCAUUCUGCAUGCUGUUGGAGGUAAACUGACAGACAUGCAUGGGAAGGCGUACCACUACGACGCUGAUGUGAAGCACAUGAACUCUGCCGGUGUUCUUGCUACACUACGCAACCAUGAUUACUACAUCAGCAGAGUACCGCAGUCAGUGCUGCAAGCUCUGAAGUCGGACUGAGCUCUGUCAAGUGAUGUCAAUUCAGCCACGUGCAAAGAUUUGCAAAUCCACAUAAAAGUUUAUUUCAGUGCAGAAGAUUGAAUGUGAUUUCUAAAUCAAAACAGACCUACGCCAAAAAAAUAAUCGACAAAACAGGCUCCACUGCACCUCCAUUUAUUCAAUCAGCGGAAACACAUUUUGACAUCUCAAAACUCAUAACACCCCCCAACAUGAAGCAAAUGCAUUUACAGAGCAAAACAAAUACACAUAAAUGUUACAUUCUUAUGAUUUAGCUGAAUUUUUCUUUAGUCCUUGAGCCACAAUAACAUCAACAAGAAUAUCAAAGUCAUGAUUAAGGGCCCCUUCACACAUACUGUAAAGUUUGGUCGAAUACAGUGAAACAGUGCGAAUUGGCGCACCACGAAACAUCACAACAUCAUUUCCUAAGUGCCAUAUGAGCAGUGUUAGCUGUCCGUGUGUGUCACCUGAAAUUUGGCUGGUGCGAUGGGUUCGGACAGUGCACACUGUCUUUCAGCCACUGGUGGGCGCAAAUGGCUGUAGCAACAGGUGUCCAAGGCAUCAGGUGCGAUUCUACACAUUUUGAAUACAAUUCUUACUUCAUGCGCACUUAGACUUCGCACUGUGUGUGAAGGGGCCCUAACCUCUUUAAAAGCUUCAGCCCCUUUCACACCGGACCUGCUUCACGUGGCGUCAUGACAAGGCAGGAAUGUUUGCAUCAGGUGUGUGCAGCAGGGAGGCAGAGAAGGAGCUGCAGGCAGACUCUGCAGCCAGACUGUGCACUCUGAUUUCUCUUCUAGUUUAUAUUUGUUCUUGUGCAGGGCUGCACUCUGAUUUCUGUUAUUGUUAUCUUUCUUACUGUGACUGCGAGCUGCAGCCGGCACGCGCAAACGAACUGUCUGAGUAGAAGUGGAGAUAUCCGGAGUUAUACUGGAUGUGGACAUGUCCUGUCUCUGGCAGUCAGUCUGUGAGCAGGACUUAAUGGACUUUAUUUAACACAAUCGUGAGAGAUGUUGACAAGGUGAGCGCAAUGAACUGCAGUCAGGCUGCAAGCUGAGCUUUUUUUUUUUUUUUUUCCACAUGUGCUCUUUGAGCGGUGUAGUUUUACUGCAUUGUGCACACAGUAUAAAAAGAAUCCUGUGUGAUUUAUAGCUCGGGAACAAUGAAACAGCAGGAAUCAUAAAUUGCCAUUAGGUAACAUUAUUUUGUGUGGGUGUGGUAUCCAGUCACAUUGAGUACUGUUGCGUUGCCUGGACUUGUGUUGCAACUACUUCCUUUCUACUUCCUGUGCUUGAUGCAGAAAAAAAUUAAAUUUAAUUUUUGCCAUCGGGUUCACUUCGCCAUUUGCGUCCCUCUCGGUGUUGAGCUGCAUCGUCUUUGCACUAGGUUGCAUCAGCGUGGAAUCGUCAUGACGCCACAUGAUGCAACUCAAAGCAGGCCCGGUGUGAAAAGGGCUUUAUGCAAGUGUGACAACGUGCAAACAAGACAAAUGUGACCACU